Molecule: messenger RNA, 942 nt
Organism: Acanthisitta chloris (rifleman)
Lineage: Eukaryota; Metazoa; Chordata; Aves; Passeriformes; Acanthisittidae
Gene: ZFAND1
Product: zinc finger, AN1-type domain 1
Exons: 8
Coding region: 1-870 (289 amino acids)
Biological process (GO): cytoplasmic stress granule disassembly
Cellular component (GO): cytoplasmic stress granule; cytoplasm
Molecular function (GO): zinc ion binding
Source: RefSeq, a predicted model, not a curated record
AUGGAGAAGCAGAGUAAUGGACUAGAAGUGGCAUUUGCUGCCAUCGGGGAUGUGGCUGAGUUCAGCAGACAGGGAAGUGAUUUAUCUGUAAGGACUGAUGAGGCUGGCAGGGGAUAUUUUCUCCCCUUUGUAUGUGAUGGCUGUUCAGGUGUCUUUUGCCUUCAGCACAGGAGCCGGGAUGCUCAUGGGUGUUCUGAGGUGAAUAUUAGAAACAAUUCUGUGAAACCUGAUCAGCACAAAUCUUACCCAUGCUCGUAUAAGGACUGCAAUGGAAAGGAGCUUUUGCCAGUUUUAUGUCCCUACUGUGAAAAACACUUUUGUCUAAGACAUCGUCAUCAAUCAGACCAUGAAUGUGAGAAGUUGGAGACACCAAAACCUCGAAUGGCUGCCACCCAGCAGCUGGUUCAACAUAUUAUAGAUUCUAAAAAAAGUGAGGAAGCAAAAAGCAAAAAACGUAAAGGAGCGAAAAACAGUGAGACAGCAGCAAAAGUGUCAUUAAUGAAACUGAAGAUGCACGCGUGUGGGGACAAGUCCUUGCCUCAGACAGAAAGAAUUUACUUUCAAGUAUUUUUACCAAAGGGGAACAAGGAGAAAAGCAAGCCUAUGUUCUUUUGCAGUAAGUGGAGUAUUGGCAAAGUAGUAGAUUUUGCAGCUUCCUUAGCAAGCCUUAAAAAUGACAACAACAAAUCAACAUCCCAGAAAUUGAGAUUAUGCCAUACUGCCUCCGGAGAAGCCUUGCCAUUUGAGCACACCCUGGAAACGUGGCUGUCUGAUAAAGACUAUCCACUGUACAAUGGAGGAAAUAUAAUUCUGGAGUAUCUUGAUAAUGAUGUUCUAUUUUUAGAAGAUACAGAGUCAUACAUUAGUUAGUAAAUUAUCACAAGAAAAAAAACCUCAAAGACUUUUUUUAGAAGUAUAGUAUUCAAACAAGUCCUGUUUCCU